AUGGAUUAUCGCCUGUGUGGAAGGUUUAAUACUUUAAGGGGAUUUUAUCCCGAUGAAUUAGGAAAAUCUACAACGCUCAAGUUUCAUGAUAAUGGUAGAAUUAGGGACUAUUGCCCUAAUGAUGGCUCGGAAAAAAAUGAAUGUAAGACAGAUCUCGAUAAAAUUAAGGCUUUAUUUUUAUGGUUAUUUAAACAAAAUAUUAUUAGUAGGAUUUGUAGUUUAAGUACAGAUCAGCCUAAAGUAUUUAUUAUAUACAUUAUAAUAUGGUUAAAAUUUAAAUUAAAUCAAAUUUCCCAUCACAAUAUCACCGAAAUUAAGGACUAUUAUAAUAAUUAUAUAGAAAAUAGUAAGGAUUAUACUAAUUGUAAUGAACAUGAUAAUGAUUGUUGUAGUACAUUAAAAGAUCAACUAGGACAUGAUACUUUUAAGGAUUUCAUAAAAGAAAACGAAUAUUUCAUGGAUAUGGAUAUGGGUAUGGACAAUAUUUCUAAUUUUUAUUAUGCAUUUAAAUCAUUAUGUAACAUGCAUACUGAAUGUAAUUCACAAAAUCCAGAUCUUGUAAACUUUUCGAAAUAUGUUAAGGAAUUUGGUGAAAAAUAUGAAAAACUUAAUAACGAUUCUAAUAAUACUGAUGGAAGUUCACAUAGACAAAUAUUGUCUAUUUUAUCAAAUGAUUAUGACAGUUUUAAAACGAAAUAUAAGGAUGCUCAAUGUUGCAAAUCUUCAUCCCUUCCAACGAUAGGAAACAAAAAAAUUAUUGUAAAAGGUUCUGGAGAAACUCUUGUACACAAUUCUGAAGAAACUCAUGCACAAAAUUCUGAAGCUAUACCACAAAGUCCGUCGAUAGGAAACAAAUUAUUUAUAGUUUUAUCGAUAUUUGCUGCAAUACCAAUUUUUUUGGGAAUUGCUUAUAAGUAUUCGUUAUUUGGAUUUCGGAAACGAACCAAAAAACAACAUUUAAGAGAAAAGCUAAAAAAAUAA
Molecule: messenger RNA, 981 nt
Organism: Plasmodium yoelii
Lineage: Eukaryota; Apicomplexa; Aconoidasida; Haemosporida; Plasmodiidae
Product: PIR protein
Exons: 3
Coding region: 1-981 (326 amino acids)
Source: RefSeq, a predicted model, not a curated record